AUGAGUCGCCCACAUUAUCCUGAAGGAUAUGGCGCCGGCCACUCCAACUAUGCCUCCGACUACUCGGACUAUUAUUACGAAGACUCCGACUACCACCACGGCCAGAACUAUCACCCCGAUUACCAAUACGACUACAGUCAGGAUCCAGCGUACUACCAGGAUCCGAGUCUCAACUAUCACGGCGACGGCGACUAUCACGACUACCGACAACMCAGCCGCCUACCACGACCAGCGCAUCCUUCUUCUGCACGAGAACGCACACACGUUCCCUCAGCCAUGAAUCUCCCACAAGGAGCCAAUCAGCAGCAUUUCCACCCAUCGCAUGCGCAAUCCUCCGCGUGGGAUUCGUCGCAAAAUGAACACAAUAUGCCCGAAGAGUGGCCGCUGGCCUCGCCCCCGCUACAAGCUCCAGCGACUCUAUCACCUCAGACGCUACGUACCCCACCAAGGAGACCACAACGACCCGAUGAUCAACGAAGGCAUGUUGCUCCAUCGCAUACUCCAUCUCAAGCAGGCCCGCAUGCCUCGCCAAUAAACCGACAGUAUUACCAAGGCGGCCCCAAUCCUCAUCAUGGGAAUGGCCAUUGGAAUGGGGAAAGCUACAGCUAUGCUCCACCGCCGAGCUAUCCACCACCCAGCAGACCUUCACCGCACGCAAAUGGUCCUCAAGCUAUGUCUGGACAUUACUCAACACCACAGGCACCGAGGCAGGUCGUGUAUGGACAAGCGAACCAGAGGCCACCCCUCGGACCGCCGCCAUCAGCUAGACGAGGCACAUCCAGCUUUUACCCCCAAGUUGGUCCAGUGCAUCCCAUCGUCGAAGAGACAGAUAGCAUGAGAAGUAGCGUUCGCACAGGGAGCUUCCGUGGUACCGGCUCCCAUCUAUCCGGUCACGAUAGCAAGGUUUCGGUUGCGAGCAGUAAUGCCAUCCCGAUUGGAUUUGAAGCACCACGUAUUCGUAGGCCGGAUCUGGCUUCGUCCUCGGAGGACUCAUUCGUGGAGAGUCCAAUUGAGCCAGCACUAGGACCUGGGAGAAUGCAGGAAGCUGUUGAUCAACCCAAUAGAGACUCGACAAGUCCCGAAAUUAUGCUCAUACGACAAGCCAGCCUUGGCCGGAAACGCCGGCCAACGCUGACGAAUGUUAAGAGCAGCGAGAGGAAAGUCAGCAGUAGCGAUGUCGAUCCGGCUGCUCUGCCGGUACUGCCGCGUAGCUCGAUGAGCGAGAUCGAACGAGCGAGAACUAAUGCAAAAAACAAGCUCGAAGGGCAAACUCAGCCAGGGGCUAGUGACGUUGAUCGCGAGGCUGGACAGAAUGCUGUGCCGGCCUCUGCAAUAGAGGAGGAUGUGGGGAACGGACCCAAAGCCGAGGCGAGCGAUGGCAUUCCGCCCACCGCAGCCAAGCCAUUCCGAACUCCUUCAUCAGGGAACACCCCACCACGGAAUGGUGUUGUGCGCAAACCAUCGAAAGAAUUCGCGGCACUGUCCCACGAACUCAAUCCCACUCGCUCGAUUGCUCGUUCACCUCUUGCACCGGCUGUAGAUCCGCGUGUGGAAGGCAUACUCCGUAGCCUCGAAAAAGGCGGCGCCAUCAGCGAGAAGGAAGCCGAAGAGCUCAAAGCUCCAACAGGCGGGAUGUCUGGCAGAAAACGACCACCACGUCUGGAUGUCGACGCAGUACGUGUUGCCGAAGCCCGUGGAUCACUCUCAAGUCUGCCAGAACUCAUCAGGCGCGCGACACGAUUGGCGUCGAACCUUGACCGAGGUCGAACGGCCAGUCGACUGGGCAUGAACUGGAUAGAUGGUGCACGCGACGACGAAAAAAGGCGCUCUGUUCGCAGCUCGGGUAUGAGCGUAUAUCCAGCUGGUGAUGUACGGAGUCCUGAUGGCCGCGCCGAGAAAGGAGCCAGUUUUGGGAGGUGGUCACGGAUGAUGAGACAUUCUUCUCUCGGCAGUGACAGCGACGCUGGACAAAGGAGGCCAAAACGAACAUGCUGUGGCAUGCCUGUCUGGCUCUUCGUCCUGCUUCUGAUCCUCCUCCUCAUGCUCGUCGCUGCUGCAGUUGUCGUGCCAGUCCUGCUUGUCGUUGUCCUCCCAAACCAGGAGAAUAACGGCUCCAAUGCCAGCGCUAGCGCUAGUUCAUUGGGACAAUGCGAGCAGAAAGUCACCUGCGAUAAUGGAGGUACAAACAUACUCAGCGCCAACGGCUUCUGCGAGUGCCUUUGUGUGAAUGGAUAUACAGGGACAUCGUGUCAGACUUACUCGRCAACGGGCUGCACCACGACCUCCAUUGGCUCUGUCACAAACGCGACGGUGGGCGACGCCAUUCCUCGAUUAUUGGAAGACGCCAAUGGCAACUUUAGCAUUCCUCUCGACGCUCAAAGCGUCCUUGGUCUAUUCUCCAGCUCGGAUUCGAGUUGCUCGACACAGAAUGCACUGGUUACUUUCAACGGCAAAUCCAGCAGACGAGACCUCGCUCGGGGUGUUGUCACUCCAGGUCUCCGUCGUCGACAAGGCGCGACCAGCACCUCAUCGAGUGCAACGUCCACCAUCGGAGCUGGUGAGCAGCUCGACUUUGCUCGUAUUGUCGUUCUCUACGUCUUGCAAGUCUCCAGUCAGAUCGACCAUGCUGCAACAGCGCAGGAAAAUCUGCAGGCUUUCUUCCAGAAAGGACCGACCGACAGUGGUUCAACCGCCGAUGCCCGCAACAUCUCUCUGGGAAAUGACAUCACCUGCAACUUCGACAACCUUUCUUUGAACUUGGCCAAUGGAACUAGUGUUGGCGGUAGCGUCUGA
Molecule: messenger RNA, 2793 nt
Organism: Ramularia collo-cygni
Lineage: Eukaryota; Fungi; Ascomycota; Dothideomycetes; Mycosphaerellales; Mycosphaerellaceae
Exons: 1
Coding region: 1-2793 (930 amino acids)
Source: RefSeq, a predicted model, not a curated record